CACCCACACCCCUCCAGGAUUCCAGGUUGGAGCUGCCCUGGAGCGCGCCAGGGAUCCUCCAGCCUCUUGCUAGAGCGUGCCCCGCUGUGUGAGCAGGAGAAGAAACAUGAAGGUCAGCUGGCCAGGUGAGAACCACUGGCAGGUGGGUCCAGCUGUGGUGGAGAGUCCAGCUGUGGGGGCACCGCAGGUGGGAAGUCUCCCUGACGUGGUUCCAGAGGGCACGCUGCUCAAUAUGGUACUGAAAAGAAUGCACCGUCCCCGGUGCUGCUCUUACCAGCUGGUGUUCGAGCACAGGCGGCCCAGCUGCAUCCAGGGACUUCGCUGGACACCCCUCACCAACAGCGAGGAAUCCCUGGACUUCAGUGUGAGCCUGGAGCAGGCCACGACAGAGCGCGUGCUCAAGGCAGGGAAGCUCCUCCACCGUCACCUCCUGGCCACCUACCCUAGCCUCAUCCGAGACAGAAAAUACCAUCUCCGACUGUAUCGGCAGUGCUGCUCUGGCCGGGAGCUGGUGGAUGCGAUCUUGUCUCUGGGGCUUGGCAUCCAUUCACGGAGCCAAGCUGUGGGUGUCUGCCAGGUGUUGCUGGAUGAGGGUGCCCUUUGCCAUGUGAAACAUGACUGGACCUUCCAGGACCGAGAUGCCCAAUUCUAUAGGUUCCCUGGACCAGAGUCAGAACCUGCGGGGACUCAUGAUGUGGAAGAGGAGCUUGUCGAGGCAAUGGCUCUACUCUCGCAGCGAGGGCCUGAUGCCUUACUCACCGUGGCCCUCCGGAAGCCCCCAGGUCAGCGGACAGAUGAAGAGCUGGACCUCAUCUUCGAAGAGCUACUGCACAUCAAGGCAGUGGCCCACCUCUCCAACUCCGUGAAGCGGGAAUUAGCUGCCGUUCUGCUCUUUGAACCACACAGCAAGGCAGGGACUGUGUUGUUCAGCCAGGGGGACAAGGGCACCUCGUGGUACAUUAUCUGGAAGGGAUCUGUCAAUGUGGUGACCCACGGCAAGGGGCUGGUGACCACAUUGCACGAGGGAGAUGACUUUGGACAGCUGGCUCUGGUGAAUGACGCACCUCGGGCAGCCACCAUCAUCCUCCGAGAAAAUAACUGUCAUUUUCUGCGUGUGGAUAAGCAGGACUUCAACCGCAUCAUCAAGGAUGUGGAAGCGAAAACCAUGAGGCUGGAAGAGCAUGGGAAAGUGGUGCUGGUUCUGGAGAGGAGCUCUCAGAGCACCGGCCCUUCCCGCCCCCCGACCCCAGGCAGAAAUCGGUAUACAGUAAUGUCUGGCACCCCAGAGAAGAUCCUAGAACUCCUGCUGGAAGCUAUGCGGCCAGAUUCCAGUGCUCAUGACCCAACAGAGACAUUCCUCAGUGACUUCCUGCUGACCCACAGUGUCUUCAUGCCCAGCACCCAGCUCUUCACGGCUCUCUUGCAUCACUUCCACGUGGAGCCAGCAGAGCCUGCUGGAGGUGGUGAACAGGAACGAAGCACCUACGUCUGCAACAAGAGGCAGCAGAUUCUGCGGCUAGUCAGCCGGUGGGUGGCCCUGUACGGCCCCAUGCUCCACUCAGACCCCGUGGCCACCAGCUUCCUCCAGAGACUCUCAGACCUGGUGAGCAGGGAUGCCCGACUUAGCAACUUGCUGAGGGAGCAGUGGCCAGAGAGGAGGCGGCAUCACAGGUUGGAGAAUGGCUGUGGGAAUGCGUCUCCUCAAAUCAAGGCCCGGAAUGCACCUGUUUGGCUCCCUGGCCAGGAGGAACCCCUCCCAAGCAGCACUGGUGGUGCCAUUCGAGUUGGGGACAAAGUCCCCUACGACAUCUGCAGACCUGACCACUCGGUGCUGACUCUGCAGCUGCCUGUGACGGCCUCCGUGAGAGAGGUGAUGGCGGCUCUGGCCCGUGAGGACCAUUGGACCAAGGGGCAGGUUCUGGUAAAGGUCAAUUCCGCAGGCGAUGUCGUUGGCCUGCAGCCAGAUGCCCGCGGUGUGGCCACAUCCCUGGGGCUCAACGAGCGGCUCUUUGUUGUCGACCCACAGGAAGUUCAUGAGCUGACCCCACACCCCGAGCAGCUGGGGCCCACUCUGGGUUCUUCCGAGAUGCUGGACCUAGUGAGCGCCAAGGACCUGGCAGGGCAGCUGACAGAGCUUGACUGGAGCCUCUUCAACAGGAUCCACCAGGUGGAGCUGAUCCAUUAUGUGCUGGGUCCCCAGCACCUGCGGGAUGUCACCACCGCAAACCUGGAGCGCUUCAUGCGCCGCUUCAAUGAGUUGCAGUACUGGGUGGCCACCGAGCUCUGUCUCUGCUCAGUUCCUGGGCCCCGGGCUCAGCUGCUCCGGAAGUUCAUCAAGCUGGCUGCCCACCUCAAGGAGCAGAAGAAUCUCAACUCUUUCUUUGCGGUCAUGUUUGGCCUCAGCAACUCUGCCAUCAGCCGCCUGGCCCACACCUGGGAGCGCCUACCCCAUAAAGUACGGAAGCUGUACUCUGCCUUGGAGAGGCUGCUGGACCCAUCGUGGAACCACCGAGUAUAUCGGUUGGCACUCACCAAGCUCUCCCCUCCCGUCAUCCCCUUCAUGCCCCUGCUACUCAAAGAUAUGACCUUCAUCCACGAGGGAAACCACACACUCGUAGAGAACCUCAUCAACUUUGAGAAGAUGCGAAUGAUGGCCAGAGCCAUGCGGAUGCUCCACCACUGCCGGAGCCACAGCACAGUGCCUCUGUCACCACUCAGAAGUCGAGUUUCCCACAUCCACGAGGACAGCCAGGCAUCAAGGAUUUCCACUUGCUCUGAGCAGUCCCUGAGCACCCGGAGUCCAGCCAGCACCUGGGCUUACGUCCAGCAGCUGAAGGUCAUCGACAACCAGCGGGAACUGUCCCGCCUCUCCCGGGAGCUGGAGCCAUGAGGAGGGACUGGACGGAGCGGGCACUUCUCUCAGAGAACGCCAGAGCCUGUGGGGCCCUGAGAGGCUCAGAGGCCAGCCACAGCUGGGCAGGGCUCUCCGUGGAGCGGACUGAAGGCCCUGGAGUGGGCAGUCUAGAGGCAGCUGGCCCCUGUGAGGACUGUCAGCUAAGGAGAUCUUUGAUGUGGAACUGAGCUGGCCACAAGGCCAAGGAAAAGGGGACAUGGAGGCCCUGGAGUGGGCAGGGGAGCUGGGAGGUGCAAGGACUCCAAGGUUCAAUAGAAAGCUCUCCCACCAGGCUUUUUACACCAUCUGUACAUGCAGCUGUGCCGCCAGGCCCCACGCUUGUUUUUCACAGGGGUCAGAGAGCUCACAUCUGUAGAUGUGUGUGCACUGGGUGGGGUCUUGCCUAGAAGAGGGUGGGGGAGUUUGGCUUUUCUCUCCAUACAUCUGAGGUGUAGGCAGGGCGGUGGCCUAGAGUGGUGGUCCCUGUGGAGCAGCCUUGUUCCCAUAAAUUAACAAAGAUAAUGUGUGUUCUGUGGCCUGGGCGUGUGACAGGGAAAGCCAGUGGAGGAGGAAUUUGUUCCCUGGGUACAGAAAGCAGCCCCACCACCUCGGGCUGGGCUCCAGGAAAGCCGACUGUUACCCAGAUGGGCUACGGUGCUGUCCCCGGCACUCUGGGGAUCAUCAGCUCUCUGCCAAAAAAGACUAUAAAAGUCCAGAUGCAGCUAGCAUCCUCUACCUCCUUCUUCCCAGCUCUGCUCCCUCAUCUGCCCUUGAUCCUGUUGGGUGCUGUGUGUGCUGAGCAGAGGCCUCACGGGGGCAAGGGAAGAGACACAGGCAGAAGACAUGAAGGCAUAACCGAUUUCCAGGAAAUACAAAUUUAUCCUUGGUGAUAUGUUGAGUGCCCCCCCCCCCACAGGUGCACAUUCUAUGAUGGUUAAGGAUCUCUUUCCCAUGCCUCUUCAGCACCUGCCUAGGCAAAGGUUCAUGCCUGGAAACUCCAUUGCAGGAUGCUGCCCUCUCUGCUCUCCUUGUUGGGAGCCUGGAAGUGGUAGGCCAAUCUGAAAGAAACCCCACAGCCUCCACCAUGACCCUGAGUAAACUCUAGGGCAGCCAGGACUCUCAGGCAUCUGGAGGAGGUGUGCUUACAGAAGAAGGGCCGGAGGCUGCUAGGGCAGUCCCAUGCUUAUCCUGUGGUGUAGCAGCCUGUUCAGACUUGACAUACUCCACCUCCCUCUGGCCUCCACACACUGCCAGACUCUUCAGCCGGAGGCCACAGAGGCUAUGUCAGCUGAUCCCAGGAGAGGUCCAAGCUGUUGGCAAGGAGACAGACAGCGCAGGGACAUUGCCCCCAAAGAAUGCACCAGUGUGCAUUCUUCGCCUUCAUUUGCCCAGCUGUAAGGUGGACGUGAUAGAAUCACCAGUGACAAACAAGGCAGCAGGCCUCACCUCCUCCAGAGUGACUGUCACAGUUCUGUGUCUGUGACCGGGAGGACAAGCCGCAUCUCCGGGAGUGGAAUCCAAGACAGCUCUCGGGUUAGAACCAACUGGUGGGAUGACCAAACCAGUUCCGUUGCCCGUGGGCAGGGAGGGAGACUCUGAGGGAAGCAUCCUGAACUGAGCAAUCGUGAUUCCGAGCCCAAGCCUCCGUGAGUCAGGAGUCCCUGAAGCGUUCCUGUCUCCUAAGACCAUUGUCAGAGUUUUCUAUGGAGGCCAUCAGUCAGUCUCAGCCCUUCGCCAUCUCCACAGACUGCAGGGCGAACCAACCCAGCCUCCUUCACCUGCUUUCACUUCUUCUCCCUGAUCACACUUACCUUCUGGGCUCCAACAUCCUGGGCUCCAUAUGGGUCUUCCAACUGAGGCAUCCAGCCAAUCUACCUCAGUCUGGACCUCUUUGACCCUGCUGGGAAAGGAUUCUGGCAGGAGAACAAUGCCCUGGACACACGGGACAACAGACUUGGGAGUGGAUGUAUGAGCCAGGUCACCGCCUAGGGCACAGGGGACUGAUGUUCGGGCAGAGGAUGGGAAACCGCUCCACUCUCUGGCUUCCCAGACUGUGUGUAUAUGUGGGUGGUGGAGGCACCUGAGGCCAAAAUAGGAGAGGAAGAUUACAGGCUGCUUAAGAGAGACUGAACAGGGAGGGGACCUGAGAUCUAGCCUUUAAAAAAAACUUGUUACCUAAAGAGGUAGAACAUAGGCGUGUGUGUGUGUGUGUCUGUCUGUGUGUCUGUGUGUCUGUGUGUGUGUGUGUCUGUGUGUGUGUCUGUGUUUCUUGUGAGGGAGAACAGCAUGAGUGGACAUUGCACAUGCCUGUGGCCCUCCCCCUCUCCCGCAUGGUUCCCUGUAAGGGCUACAGCCAUGGGCUAGGCCAGGCUUGGACUUCACCAGGGGAGGUUAUGCUUCUCCAGCCGUGCACAGUGCCUGGUGAGAGGGCAGAGGGGUUGGAGCCAGCCCUCCCCUGUCCUUCAAACCUUAUUGCCCAUCACAGGAGGAUUGGCACACACCUGUGAGCCAGCUCAGAAUUCAGCUGGGUGGGAACGGGCCUGCUUCCACAGGCUUGUUGGCUCUGUGUCCCCAACAGUCCUGAACUGAAGAGCACUCUGCUUCCCAGGUAGCAAAAAUUAGACAUUUUGAUGUCGCUGCUGCUGUCGGUAAGAUUUGUCAGGGUAAUAAUAGUCUGAGAUUUGAAUAGUG
This is a messenger RNA of Myodes glareolus (Bank vole), 5584 nucleotides long. Lineage: Eukaryota; Metazoa; Chordata; Mammalia; Rodentia; Cricetidae. The record is from RefSeq and is a predicted model, not a curated record.